Molecule: messenger RNA, 888 nt
Organism: Brenthis ino (lesser marbled fritillary)
Lineage: Eukaryota; Metazoa; Arthropoda; Insecta; Lepidoptera; Nymphalidae
Source: the annotation of a GenBank genome assembly
AUGGAGCAUGCCCAGAUCCAAACAUCCGAUGGAUCUCAAGUGAUGACCAUCAAUGGACAACAACUGCAAGUGUUACAAAUGAACAAUAGUCCUCAUAUGUUACAAGGGCCUAACGGUCAACAUAUUGUUAUACACUCAAUACCAUCUACAGCUCCAGCUAUACAGAUUGGGACUCCACAAAUCCAGGUUGCAGCUCCUGGUGGUCAACAAUUGCAACAAUUACAAGUUCUACCUUUGUCCAGUCUUCAAGGCACAAGUAACAACAUUCAGCCCAUGCAGUUAGUGCAGACUCCGGAUGGACAAACUUUCAUUUAUCAGCCAACACCCAGCACUUCUCAGCAGCAAAUUGAUCAGCAUCAAAUCAUACAUCAACCUGGCACGCUUAUAAAUCUCAAUGGCAAUCUUGUGCAAGUGGCCGGUGUGGGCAACACAGUGCAGCCGCAGCAGAUUGUCAAUCAGCCUAACAUUGUUAUGAUGGUGAACGGUUCGAACGGUGCCACAGCAUCCUCAUCCGAAGGUGCAUCUCAAGCUGGCUCGGAUGAAGAGCCACUCUUGUAUGUCAAUGCGAGGCAGUAUAAGCGCAUACUGCGUCGUCGCGCCGCCCGAGCCAAGUUACAUGAACAGGGAAAGAUACCAAAGGAGCGUCCGAAAUAUUUACAUGAGUCAAGACAUAGACAUGCAAUGAACAGAAUAAGAGGGGAAGGCGGCAGAUUCAACUCUGGCAGCAGAAAAAAUAUGGAACAAGCUGAACAAAAUUCAUCAUCACAAAAGAUCUUGGAGGACAUCAAACCUGAUACUGUUUCAAUUACCAUUAUUCAGGAUGAAGAGCUACAAGAGAACCAAACGAAUCAAUGGCGACGACUCGCACCACAACCCCUCACUUCGACA